This is a messenger RNA of Striga hermonthica, 3531 nucleotides long. The record is from the annotation of a GenBank genome assembly. Lineage: Eukaryota; Viridiplantae; Streptophyta; Magnoliopsida; Lamiales; Orobanchaceae.
AUGAUGGCUCACUCAUCUCUUAUAAUCCGUACCGAAGACAACUUCCACAUUCAUCAGAUAAUUUCAUCUCUUUCGUUUGCAAGGCCUGUUCAUCCUUUAAAAAAAAUUAUAUUUCUCGUCGUCGAAGAAUCUGUUCGAAUCCUUCUUUUCCGAGCAGCUUGGCCGUCGGCGACCACCAUCUCAUCUCAGGCGGUCUUUAGACGUGACCCGUGUCAUAGGCCUGCAACCACGUUCUCUUCGAGUUCCAAGCAGCAACACCCAUCCACCAUAUUUUUCGGCGACCCCGCUCGCAAGCAGCCGCGCUGUCUGUUUUCCAUCGCCGGCGUCCUCUCCGAGAGCAGUAACCUGUUUGUGGAUAGCAUCCCUGCUUUGUCGAGCCGCGCGGGAAGAAACAAAAGCGAAGGCGAGAUGGAUCUUCAGAGCUUGGUGUUGAUCCUGCAGGGUGCACUCAGCCCCAAUCCUAGUGAACGGAAAGCUGCUGAAGAAAGUCUGAAUCAGUUUCAGUACGUGCCCCAACAUUUGGUGAGGCUUUUGCAGAUAAUAGUAGAAGAGAGUUGCGAUAUGGCAGUUAGACAGGUGGCGAGCAUUUCUUUCAAGAAUUUUAUUGCCAAAAACUGGGAGCCUCAUGAUCCUGGUGAAAAAUCAAAGAUCUUACCUGGGGACAAGGAAGUAGUGAGACAGUACAUUCUCAAUUUUGUGGACCAAGUUCCCCCACUUUUGAGAUCACAGCUAGGCGAAUGCUUGAAAACGAUUAUACAUGCAGAUUACCCAGAGCAGUGGCCAACUCUAUUACAUUGGGUGAGGCAUAAUUUGCAGGACCAGAAAGUUUAUGGAGCUCUAUUUGUCCUCAGGAUCCUUUCUAGAAAAUACGAGUUUAAGUCAGAUGACGAAAGAAUACCGGUUAAUCACAUUGUUGCUGAAACAUUUCCGCCUCUGCUUAACAUUUUUAACCGGCUUGUUCAGAUUGCAAAUCCUUCAAUUGAAAUAGCAGAUUUGAUAAAGCUGAUUUGCAAAGUUUUCUGGUCAUCUAUCUAUCUGGAGGUUCCAAAGCAAUUGUUUGACCUAAAUGUAUUCAAUGCAUGGAUGAUUCUUUUCCUGAAUAUAUUGGAGAGGCCUGUCCCUGAAGAAGGACAACCUGAUGAUCCUGAACUGAGAAAAUCAUGGGGUUGGUGGAAAGUUAAGAAGUGGACAGCCCACAUAUUAAACCGCCUUUAUACUCGGUUUGGGGAUGUGAAGCUUCAAAACCCGGAUAGCAAAGCUUUUGCCCAAAUGUUCCAGAAGAAUUACGCAGGGAAGAUUUUGGAGUGCCAUAUAAAUUUGUUGAAUGUGAUUCGUGUUGGUGGCUAUUUGCCUGACCGAGUAAUCAAUCUUAUUCUGCAAUACCUAAGUAAUAGUAUCUCAAAAAGUAUUAUGUACAGUCAGCUGCAACCAAGGCUGGAUGUUGUUCUUUUCGAGAUCAUCUUUCCGCUUAUGUGCUUCAAUGACAAUGAUCAACGGCUUUGGAACGAAGACCCACAUGAAUAUGUGAGGAAGGGUUAUGACAUAAUUGAGGAUUUGUAUAGCCCAAGAACUGCCGCAAUAGAUUUUGUGAGUGAGCUUGUCAGGAAACGGAAGGAAAAUCUCCAAAAGUUCUUAUUGUUUAUAGUUGAGGUAUUUAAGAGGUAUGAUGAAGCAGCAGCCGAAUAUAAGCCUUAUAGACAGAAAGAUGGUGCACUUCUUGCCAUUGGAGCGUUGUGUGAUAAAUUAAAGCAGACUGAACCGUACAAGUCUGAGCUGGAACGCAUGCUUGUACAACAUGUGUUCCCUGAGUUCCACAGUCCUGUGGGGCAUCUUAGAGCUAAGGCUGCGUGGGUUGCAGGGCAAUAUGCACAUAUUAGUUUCUCUGAUCCAAAUAACUUUCGAGGAGCAUUGCACAGCGUUGUUGCUGGGAUGCGUGACCUAGAACUUCCUGUUCGUGUUGAUUCUGUUUUUGCUUUGCGAUCAUUUGUGGAAGCCUGCAAUGAUUUGGGUGAAAUCAGACCAAUUCUUCCACAACUACUUGAUGAGAUUUUUAAACUUAUGAACGAAGUGGAGAAUGAAGAUCUUGUUUUUACUCUGGAGACAAUAGUGGACAAGUUUGGAGAGGAGAUGUCUCCAUAUGCUCUUGGAUUGUGCCAGAAUUUGGCUGCAGCAUUUUGGAAGUGCAUGAAUACUGCUGAAGCUGACGAGGAAGGUGAUGAUCCUGGUGCAUUAGCUGCGGUUGGUUGUUUGCGUGCUAUAAGCACUAUCCUUGAGUCAGUCAACAGAUUGCCCCAUCUAUUUGCACAUAUUGAGCCAACUUUAUUGCCGAUAAUGUCCAGGAUGCUGACUGCAGAUGGACAAGAGGUUUUUGAGGAAGUUUUGGAGAUGGUUUCUUAUAUGACAUUCUUCUCACCUACCAUAUCACUGGAAAUGUGGAGCCUUUGGCCAUUAAUGAUGGAAGCUCUGGCUGAUUGGGCAAUUGACUUUUUUCCAAAUAUCUUGGUGCCUUUAGAUAACUAUAUAUCCAGAAGCACUGCGCAUUUUCUUACUUGCAAGGAGCCAGAUUAUCAGCAAAGCCUUUGGAACAUGCUUUCAUCUGUCAUGGGUGACAAAAAUCUGGAGGAUGGUGAUAUUGAGCCGGCACCCAAGUUAAUUCAAGUGGUAUUCCAAAACUGUAGUGGACAGGUUGAUCACUGGGUUGAGCCUUACUUGAGAAUCACUAUGGAGCGUUUGCGUCGCACUGAGAGACCGUAUUUAAAAUGCCUCUUGAUGGAAGUGGUUGCUGAUGCUCUGUAUUACAAUGCAUCAUUGACACUUAACAUAUUGCAAAAGCUUAAUGUCACAACAGAAGUUUUCAACCUUUGGUUCCAGAUGUUGCAACAAACGAAAAAGAGUGGUAAAUGUGCCAACUUCAAAAGGGAACAAGAUAAAAAGGUAUGCUGCUUGGGCUUGACAUCAUUACUCCCCCUCCCUGCCGAUCAGCUGCCAGGAGAAGCAUUGGAGCAUGUUUUCAAGUCCACUCUUGACCUGCUUGUCGCCUAUAAGGAUCAAUUGUUAGAAUCUGCGAAGAUAGAAGAGGAGGAAGAGGGUGAAGAUGAUGACAUGAACAAUUUUCAAGAUGAUGAUGAUGAUGAUGAUGAUGACGAUGAUGAUGAUUCUGACAAGGAUAUGGGGGUUGAUGCUCAGGAUGGAGAUGAAGCUGCGAAUGCUAAACUUCAUAAAUCGGCUGCUAGGGCCAAGACUUUCCGUACCAGUGAAUUUGAUGAUGAGGACUCAGAUGACGAUUGGAGUGAUGAUGAAGAGUUGCAAUCACCCAUCGACGAUGUUGAUCCAUUUAUUUUCUUUGUGGACACUAUUAAAACUCUGCAAGCAUCUGAUCCAAUGAGGUUCCAGAAGCUGACACAGUCACUUGAUUUUCAUUAUCAAGCUCUUGCCAACGGUGUUGCCCAUCAUGCUGAACUAAGAAGAGUGGAGAUUGAGAAGGAUAAAUUAGCCAAGGCCUCUCAACUAGCUACAGCAGCUGCCUCAUGA